Gamsiella multidivaricata is the source of this 825-nucleotide messenger RNA. RefSeq lists its product as uncharacterized. NCBI's taxonomy places the organism in Eukaryota, Fungi, Mortierellomycota, Mortierellomycetes, Mortierellales, Mortierellaceae. The coding region runs from base 1 to 825 and encodes 274 amino acids. The transcript has 6 exons. The record is from RefSeq and is a predicted model, not a curated record.
AUGGAGAACGCCGAUAACACCUUCGACCCAAUUAUAGGACGAAUCAAGGAGCUGAGGGACGUCCCCAUCCGCAAAGUCCAAGUAGAUCUGUUGUCGGCACUUAGCACUGUCCUUAAAGACGAGGGAAUGGAGGGUCUUUUGUUGGAAGCUCAAAUUCGGAGAGGAGACCUUGCUUGCAAGAAAAGGAAUGAAGAAAUCCCAAUUUCUGUGUUGGGCAUAAUUGAAUACUGUGCGAUCAUGAUCAGUAGGAAGAAGUUUGAAAAUAGCAUGGCAGAGCUGACUCCCACAGCUCGUUGGAGUUACGUCCUAUCUAUGCUAUUGGAAUAUACAGUAUACUUGGACCUCGGGGAGCUCGCCUGCAAGGCGUCGCAACAAGAUAUCACGCUGCAGGAACGGUUUUUCGGUCCUGUAUACAACAACCAAUCGCCUGGCCAAAAAAUCAACAUGUUGCUGAGGGUCGUGGAGAGCAGCUCCGGAGAUAAACCCCUGAUCGAAAUAGGGUGCAACGAGCACAAGGCCACCCGUGUCGAUCCAGAGACGGUGCAUCUCCAGGCCUUAAAGAGUCAUCGCAUCAAUGGCUCCAUCCUCGCCCGGCUCGAAGAACAAGGUCUCAACACAGAUACCGCCUUCUCCAUCUAUCUCGAUGCCCACGGAGAGAACGGCAAUACUGGCCAAGGAAGUGCUGCGUAUGAGAGCAUAGAGGCUUCUGAAGAAGAGAUGCGGGACACCGUCGCCUCCGAGGCGCAAGACUCCAAGCGUUUACACUCCAUGAAAAGAAUACAGGCCACCUCCUUGCUUACCGCGUACUGUACAGCAAACUCUUAA